CCCUUUUGCGGUCUGGCGACUGUGUGGCCGCCUUCGCCUUUCCCAGCGUCGGGGGAGCCGCGGCCCCGCCCUUCCCAGCUCGCCAUGGAGCGCUACCGAGAAGUCGCCACCCGGGCCGCGGAGAAAAUGCAGGCCUACCGGGAGGAUCUCAGCGGCUGGCGGAGCUGCAAACGCACGAAUGAAGUUUCUGUUUCUUGGAAGCCAUCAACUGAAUUUCAUGGAAACAUAUACAAAGCAGAAGGGAUUCUGCCUGCGAAACCAGAGGCUGUGUUUAAAUGCAUCAAACCAGAGGCUGGAGGCCUUAGAGAAAAAUGGGAUAAAAACGUGAAGGAAUUGUUGAUCAUUGAGGUAAUUGAUGAAAACAUUUGUAUCACUAGAACUAUCACACCUUCAGCAUUAAUGAAGAUCAUUUCUCCAAGAGAUUUCUUAGAUGUGGUUCUAAUUAAGCAGGAUGAGGAUGGGACAAUAUUAUCAGCAGCAACCAAUGUGGAGCAUCCACAGUGUCCACCUGAACCAGGUUACGUGAGGGGACGGAAUUAUCCUUGCGGCUGUUUCUGCAUUCCUGUCCCAGGGGACUCAAGCAAAACCCAGUUGUUCAGCUUCUUCCAGAGUGAUCUAUGCGGCAACCUCCCUCAUUCGAUCGUCGACUCCUUCUUUGCAAGCAGCAUAGCUGAGUUUCACAGCAAUCUGACCAAAGCGGUGAAGACGCUCGUGGCUUAAGCAAUUUUUUUUCCCUCUAAGAAAACUGAACCGGCAGAGUUUUUAUAUAAGUUUGCAGUUCUGCAACUGAAGUUGGGCAAGGACAGAAAUUGAUGCAGUAUCAAGCACUUGGAAAUCCCAUUGAUAUUUCAGUGGGAAAGAUGUAACUUGUCCACUGAAAUAAGUGGAGCUUAGAAAUUCUGUAUAGUUGGCUGGAAGAAAUUCUUCCAGCCUAAGUAUUUUUUCUAAGUUGUGGUACUUCCAUUUGACAUAGAGCACUGAACAUUGGUUGAAUCAUGUAAUCUCUUUUUUCUGUUUGUUUUUUUAAAAGAAACAACAAGUUUCUUGUCCACAAAGCUGGAAAGUAUGGGUGGAAUAGGCUUGAAAGUAUGGGUGAUGUCUAUUCAGGUUAAGGGCAAAGGCUGAUCUGGAUUUCAGGGUUUGGUGCUCUGUGUAUUUCUUCACACCUCUUGGUGACUGUGUUGUGCUGGAUACAUGCCAGAUGCUGCUUGUGUGCUGUGGUCUAGAAUGUCCAGGGUGUGCCAGUGAUACACCUGAACAGAGGGGGUUGCUGCCAUCUCCACUGAUACUCCUGUGGUUUAUAUGUGAAGACUUCUUGCCUGUGCUGAUGCAACAGCAAACCAUGCCCAAGAUCCAGGCCUUCCUUGCAUAGCAAGCAAACCUGCUGCUAGGACACUUCAUGGCAGAAGAAGACUUCACAUGCACCCAUCUUGGCACAGAAACUAGUAUACAGAGGCAUCAGUAGCCAUGCACAAGUCCCAUGUGUCUUGGACAAGGAAUUCUGUGUCCAGUGUCCUGGUGGAGUAAUGCAUGCGUGGAGCUCUGGACCAUCAUUUGACUAAUAGUUUUAUUGAAUGGAGAAGACUUUGUGGUCAAACGUUCUUCAUGCCCAUGAAUGUUUUGGGUUCAGGUAUCCAAGGCCAUGGACUAGAAUGAUGGAUGGAAUAGCUCAGUGCCAAUUCUUCAUCUGUUAAAUGGGCAUAAGAGAAAUCUUGCUUGGUCAGCAGAAUAACAUGUUCUCAGCUCUUGGUGGACUGUACCACUUCAGACAACAGGGGAAGGGUGACAUGUCUGAAUGUUCCAUCUCCCUGAGAAUGCUUAUCAAAAAUAUCCUAGUCCUGUCUAUGCAGGGAGUUUUUAUAUGGGGAAAACAUUCAAACUUGAUAAUGGAAACUGUAGUCUUUCUGAAGAGGUAUCACUCCAGAUCUGCACCAUGUCAUUACGCUAAAUGUAUGACUCCAAAUACUGGCCUACCUUGCAGAGUUAUUGAGAGGUAUUGUACAGUAUAUUAUUAAUAAAAAGAUGGUGAUU
Messenger RNA from Gekko japonicus, 2031 nucleotides. RefSeq names its product StAR related lipid transfer domain containing 5 (gene STARD5). The transcript is spliced from 6 exons. The record is from RefSeq and is a predicted model, not a curated record. Lineage: Eukaryota; Metazoa; Chordata; Lepidosauria; Squamata; Gekkonidae. Gene Ontology annotation, molecular function: lipid binding. Bases 85 to 720 code for a protein of 211 amino acids.